Messenger RNA from Colias croceus (clouded yellow), 1408 nucleotides. RefSeq lists its product as uncharacterized. NCBI's taxonomy places the organism in Eukaryota, Metazoa, Arthropoda, Insecta, Lepidoptera, Pieridae. The record is from RefSeq and is a predicted model, not a curated record. The transcript is spliced from 5 exons. The coding region runs from base 90 to 926 and encodes 278 amino acids.
UUGUUUUUGGUUGCACGUAGAGAUUACUGAUUAAGAACACAUAAAUAAUAUUAAGUAAUAUUUAUCGGUAGUGUUUUUAUUUAUAAAAAAUGAUAAAUGUGAUUUUAUUUGUGAUGCUCGUGCUCAGCACAGCAAAAACGGAUCUAGCUGGUGAAUGUAACCUGGCAGGCUUCUAUUUCGAGCUGGGUUGUACUCCGGUCCCUCCUGCUGAUAACACCACGAUCUGCCCUGAGGCUUUCACCUGUCCGGACCUGCAUCCUGACCCUAGCAUGUGUUAUUAUAGAGGUAAACCAUACGCAGAUCGCUCCACCAUACCUCAGGUGGCCAUCAACAACCCGUGCUCGCAAGCCUGCAGCUGCAGUACAACCGCCGGGCCGCAAUUCGAUUGCGCGGCCGUCGACUGUGUAGAGAUUUUCGACUCAGACAAAGAGCAGCAAUGUAUCAACACCUACGAAUUAGACUCGUGCUGUAGUACCGGCUCCGUUUGUGGAAAAGAUGAAAUCGCCAAGCUGAAGACGUGUGAAGUAGAUGGUCAAACGUACAUGGAGGGGCAAACCUUCGAACCAAAGAAUACCAGAAAAACCUGCAUAUGUACCGCGCAAUGGAACGGCACCACUGACAAUCCGUCGUAUUGUAGAGAUAUCAAUUGUGGAUUGGAAAUACAUUAUCAAGAUAAAAUAUUCGAUAAUUGCGCACCUGUGUUCGCAGGAAAUAUGAGGAGCUGCCCUAUUGCUUUUCAAUGUCCAUCCACAUCAUCAAAAGUGAUACGUGGACUCAACUUACGCAGCAUCAGUCAACAGUGUUCUUUCGGCAAUGUGACCUUGUCUGUUGGAGAUGAGGUCACCGUGGAUGAAAAGUGUACUAAAUGCUCUUGUGAUGUACCGCCGUUUGUAUCUUGUUCCAGGAAAACCUCUUGUUUUGAGUAAUUUUAAGAUAUUCUCAUAGAUAUGAACCGUUAUUAAUUAUCAUCAUGACAUAAGGAAGUUUUGAUUAUUCUAACUAUUCUAAUUAUUCUUAUAGAUAUUUAUUAUUAAGAAACAUUAAUUGAAGAGAAAUUGUUUUUUCUUGAAUUUAUAGAAAACAUUUUUCAUGUUUACCUAAGACGUACUUAUACUGUGAUUUAUAAGAUUUAAAUUUCACGGAACAAAUUGAAUACAAUAUGUUAUUAAUUCGAUUCAGAUUGUGGCGUUAAAAUCACAGAGUUAAAAUGUGUUUUUAAAUCAAAUACAGUACCUAUCUAAAGAAAAGGUUUUAGAAUCUAAUGUAACAGGUACUCUGUAUCCAACGGAAAAUUAGGUAGUUAAGUACCUACUUACCUAAUAAAAUUAAGUGAUGUUUUUUUUCAAAAACUUUCAUAGACUCUACGUAUUAAGAAAAGUGUUUUAAAUGAAAGAAAUUUUCAUAUUCA